AUGUUGACUUGCUUUGAUAUAGUACCUACAUUUCCAUACUUAAAAGAUCAAAUUGUUGGUCCUGAUCAUCAAAUAAUUUCAUGUAAUCGUAUUGAAGUGUUGGAUUCAUGGUUAAAUGAUUGGUUAAUUUUAGGCAAAAGAGUCUAUAGAAUUUUAAGCCUAUGGAUCGCUUAUCAAUAUCAAUAUAGAAAGGGAUUAUUCUUAACUUGGUUAGAAAAACGAAAAGAAAAAUCAAUGCAACAAAGUAAGGUGGUAAAUGAUAAUAAGAACAUUAAAGAAGAUACAACUAAUAAUGUUAAAAUAGUUGUAUUUGAACAGCAAAUUAUAAUUUAA
Messenger RNA from Dentiscutata erythropus, 333 nucleotides. NCBI's taxonomy places the organism in Eukaryota, Fungi, Glomeromycota, Glomeromycetes, Diversisporales, Gigasporaceae. The record is from the annotation of a GenBank genome assembly.